Messenger RNA from Truncatella angustata, 2199 nucleotides. RefSeq lists its product as uncharacterized. The transcript has 2 exons. NCBI's taxonomy places the organism in Eukaryota, Fungi, Ascomycota, Sordariomycetes, Amphisphaeriales, Sporocadaceae. Bases 1 to 2199 code for a protein of 732 amino acids. The record is from RefSeq and is a predicted model, not a curated record.
AUGUCGGAAGUCGAAGCUCAAGUGCGACCCCAGCUCCGUCCGGAAUCUUGGCUGAUAAUUCGCCGACAGAACCGUGCACCACGCCAGUCGUCAAAGAGACCCUUACCUACACCCUCGGGGUCAACCAGUGGGAUUAGUUCACAGAGUAUUAUCCCACAUGCUGAAAACACUAGAACGCAUCGUAACGAUGCCUUUUCUUUCAAUAAUAUCCAGUAUCCUCUUGACUCAUCUACACACAGUCAACGUGCAGGUUCUGCUCCUCCAGAUCUACCACCAUAUCCGCCAUAUCGCGUAGAUGGUGAGCCAGCCAUCAAGAGGGAGCGGACAUAUCGUGGCGAUAAUACUGCCAGGUCAAUCUUCAAGGAGAAUUUUGAGAACUUGGGCAUCCUUGCCACCGAGGAGGAGCCCAUCGAUGAGCCCAGCACUAGUAUUGGCGCCGACUUGAUCGCGCAGGGCGCUCGUUCCUUGGCGUUCCUGAAGGACCGAUAUGUCGUGAAUGAUUUCAUUGACAGAUGGUUCACCGGCUGCGAAGGUGCCGAUGACAUAUCAAUCGAGGGUGUCCUCAAAGCUUGGCUAAGAGGCUUAUGGCUCUGUCAUGGAGAAACAUUAGAGCGACAAGACCCGGACCAGUUACUUCGGCUCUCAGAACUUCUUUGGACUAAUACGAAGAAACCUCUCGAGUAUGAUGGCAACACGUCUAUCCUAGAAUGGGCAGAUCGUGCAACGGGACCCAAUAUUCGAUGGGAAGUGAUUGGGACUAUCGCGGCAACCAUCGGUAUAUGCGUGAAAUACGUCGAUCCGACAAUCGAGCUUUUCAAAAUUCACAAGAUCGAUCGUAACGCAUUAGCCAAGCAAGUCAAUAUUGUCUCCAAUGCCUGUGUAAAGUAUACUCAGAAAUGCGGAGUAUUCGACGACCUCUACGUCUGGCUCCUGAACGAAAACUGGACCUGUUCAGUACUUGUUCAGGGGCUCAAUAAAUACGAGAGCUACAAGCAAGGAGGAGAGGUCAUUUCGACCAUCGUUUAUUUGAAAUGGCAUUUGGAAAUCGAGGCCAAUGCCAAAAUCCCGUUCUUCCUUGCGGAGCUACGCAAGAGAGCACGAGCAUGCGCAUUCUGCGCCGAAAUUGGCGGCGCUUCUUUCCACGGCCGUCCACCACGUCUUCAAUACCACUACUGGAAUAUGGAACCGCCACUUGAUUUGUCGGACAAGGAACUCAUGCUAGACAGAGCUGAACUUGAGCCUGUCCUGAGGCAAUUGGACAAGAAUGGGUUUGGCACAGCUGAAAUCAUUAGUCGUGGUACCUGGUACCGGACCUGGGUGAGUUUUUGUAUGAGGAGGGCAGAUAUCCUCGACCUUUCACUACGUGCGUACACGGACGAAGAAUUACUGCGGCUAGCCGAAGAAAUCGAGCGAAAAACAGAAGAGCACUGGCAAAACCUUCCCACCAUCAUUCGGGAUGCAAGACAUCAGAGAAUUAACCCCGCCCACAGCUCUUUAAAGCAACUAUACUUGACCAUCCUACGCCAAGGCACCCGAAGCAACGAGCUCCUUCUUCAAAGAGUGCUCAUCAGACGGAAACUUGCUACACCUGAGAGAAUGAUUCGAAUUGCCCAGGCCGCGCUGAAGGACGUUCUCGAAGCCCAGACGAAUGCAGAAAUGGCUUCAAACUACCAGCUAGAUCUCACAGCCUUAAUUGUUGUGCAUGGUCUCAGGGCCGCCGCGAUCAUCGCAUCAGAGCUGUUCAAGCAAGAGCAGCUGCCAGUCUAUCCUAUAGAGCCGCUCUUACCCCGUAGCCAGACGAUCCGAGACCUCUCUGUUUUCGAGGACAGGCUGGCUAAUGUGGACCCAAGUGAUGGUCUGUACGAAAUGAGCCAGUCCGGACGAAACAUGCUCAGUUUUGUGCUGGACAAGAUCCUUGAUCAUAAAGGCGACCACCCUGUUUCUGCAUCUCAACAAUGUCCGAACCCCGAAAGUCAUGAGCAGUCUCAGCAGCAACAAAUAGGGUAUGGGCAGAUGGAAGUCGAUAUGGUUGGCAACUCGGGUGUGCAGUAUGUGCCGUAUAUGGGCAAUAUGAUCCAACCGGAGUUUACUUUCGAACCGCCGGAAUAUUUGAUGGUAGCUGAUGAUAAUGCCAUGACGAUGCAAUGGCUUGAUAGUGUGGAUUGGGAACGGCAGGGACCACCAAUGGGAUUUCUCUGA